Messenger RNA from Peromyscus leucopus (white-footed mouse), 707 nucleotides. RefSeq names its product oocyte expressed protein (gene Ooep). Bases 87 to 590 code for a protein of 167 amino acids. Gene Ontology annotation, cellular component: protein-containing complex; apical cortex. The record is from RefSeq and is a predicted model, not a curated record. Gene Ontology annotation, biological process: establishment or maintenance of apical/basal cell polarity; embryonic pattern specification. NCBI's taxonomy places the organism in Eukaryota, Metazoa, Chordata, Mammalia, Rodentia, Cricetidae. Gene Ontology annotation, molecular function: RNA binding. The transcript has 3 exons.
GAGGGCGUGGCCGGAUCAAGCAUUGAAAAGCGCGGCUGGCAGCCAGGUACCGCACCUACUCCUGCUUGCAGUCUGAGCCUUCCACCAUGGGGCCCCAUACCACCGAUGCUCACGCCGAGACGACGCGGGACCCUUCCUCGCACAAGCUGCUCAGCGCCCCGCCUGCAUCUCCGCGGCUUCGUGUGCGGCCCUGGUGGUUCCCAGAGCACGAUCUCGAGAAUCCUCUGGUGCUCUACAUGGAGGCCUGGCUGGCAGAAAUGAUCUUCGGCCCAAACCAUUCCUUUAUCUCAGAAAUAGAGUGGAUAAGCCAGACUUUGCUGAGAGUGGAUACAGUCGAUUCUGGGAAGGUGGCUGAAAUCACUAUAUAUGGACGACCCUCUGUAAAGAAUCGAAUGAAGAAUAUUCUCUCGAAUCUGGCGACCUGGCACAAAGAACACCACGUCCAAAGAGCUGCGAAGAUGAAACAACUUGAGGAAUUCUUAAAGAGCCGUUCCUCAAACCACCAGCUUAAGCCGGUGAAAGAGGCACCUGCUGACCGACAGGCGGUCCCGCCUCAGCCCCUGGAGGUGAAGAAAAAAACAGAUUGUUAAAAUCUCUACAGAUUUGUUUUCUUUCCUGCCUUUGUGGAUACCUGUUUGCUUUCCUUUGCAAAUAGCAAUUUGUAGAACUAUUCCAACAUGGAAAUGGCUUUUUUUUUGUCUGUUAUU